AUGGGUUUGUCUAUUUCGAAGUUGCUCCAGGGCCUAUUUGGUCGCAAAGAAAUGAGAAUCUUGAUGGUGGGUCUCGAUGCUGCCGGAAAAACCACCAUUCUAUAUAAGUUGAAAUUGGGCGAGAUUGUCACCACAAUUCCAACAAUUGGUUUCAACGUCGAAACCGUGGAGUACAAGAACAUCUCCUUCACCGUCUGGGACGUUGGUGGACAAGAUAAAAUCAGACCAUUGUGGAGACACUACUUCCAAAACACACAGGGUAUCAUUUUCGUUGUCGACUCCAACGACAGAGAUCGUAUCUCUGAGGCCAGAGAGGAACUGCAAAGAAUGUUGAACGAGGACGAGCUGAGAGAUGCAUUGUUAUUGGUUUUCGCAAACAAACAAGACUUACCAAACGCCAUGAAUGCUGCCGAGAUCACAGAAAAACUGGGUCUGCAGUCCAUCAGACCAAGACCAUGGUUUAUCCAAGCGACCUGCGCCACCUCCGGUGACGGUCUGUACGAGGGUCUCGAGUGGCUGUCUACUAACUUGAAAAAUGGUAACUAA
Molecule: messenger RNA, 546 nt
Organism: Ogataea parapolymorpha DL-1
Lineage: Eukaryota; Fungi; Ascomycota; Pichiomycetes; Pichiales; Pichiaceae
Product: ADP-ribosylation factor 1
Exons: 1
Coding region: 1-546 (181 amino acids)
Biological process (GO): intracellular protein transport; vesicle-mediated transport
Cellular component (GO): cytoplasm; plasma membrane
Molecular function (GO): GTPase activity; GTP binding
Source: RefSeq, a predicted model, not a curated record